AUGCCAAAUAUCUACUUCGCUUUAGGGUUGUUCCUAAUUGUGUGCAAUCUGGAUCUUGGAGUAACUCAAUGGUUACCUACAUAUGAGGCAUUCAGAGAUGAAAAAAUUGAUGAUUUAAAUGGUACAAAUUUAAAGUGAGCAAAUUUAGGAUGGGUGAUAGAAAAUCAAUAUGAAUCUACGUUUGAUGUAGUAACCAAAUGUGGACCAAUAUAAAUUUUAGGAGGUUUAAAGUCAUUCGGUUCCUAAACAACAUUAACAAAGAUGAUUAAGAUUCCUCCACACUAUAGACUUAAAUUUGUUAUACAAUUAUGGAAGUACUACCCAACAGUUAUGUAGAAUAGGCGAUUGGGAAAAUGAUAAAAUUUAAGUCUUUGUCGAUGGUGUGCCUUGGGAAAUGAAAUGGGGUUUUACAGAAGGAGCAAAAUAAUUAUGUGGUGGUCCUAAAAUCCCAAACAGUGAUAAAGUUUAUGAUGUCGAAUUUGAAGUAGCUCACAAUUCUCCAACAGCUACUAUCGUCAUAGCUAGCACUUAAGUUUAGAAAGCAGAUAAAUAAGCUUGGGGCAUGAGAAAUAUCAAAAUCUCUUUUAAAGAAUGUCCUUCUCAAUGUGGCAUAUGUCAUAAUGACAAAGUUAUCGAAUGCAAAUUUUGGAAGCAAGUGGAUCUUAGUUGGUUUCGUACUGACACCUCAUUAGAAGGAUGGAACUUACUAGAAGGAAGACAAAAGUCCGUUCAAUGCUCAGGAAUUGUUAUGUUUGGAGGGCCUGACAAUAUAGGUAGCAAAGCAGUUUUAAUAAAAUAAACAAAAAACUUGCCUCCUCAUUCAAGAGUAAUGAUCAAAUUCACUUUAUGGAAAGUAUGAUAAUAUCAUAUAAUUUAUAGUUUGGACAAUGGGAUAACGAUCAAUUUUAUGUGCACAUUGACGAUGAUUAAGUCUAUAAGUAAACAUUCUAAAUCUUGGAUGGAUUAAACAUAUGCGGAAAGUAAAUCCUGUUAAUUAUGAAUUUUAAGUUCUAAACCAGGGUAUGGCUAGAAAUUGGUGAACAUAGAAAUAAUCUAGAAGCAUAAGAAGAAUGAAAUGACCAUAAAGUUCUCUUCUUCUUUAAAGUAAGGUACAAAUAUUUUAACAAUAUUUUAGAUCCUGAGGAUCAAUCAUGGGGAAUUCGAGAUUUUUUCGCUUUUGUAGCUGAAUGUCCAAAAUUCUGUAGAAGUUGCUUCGGAUCAGGAGAUUAUGAAUGUUUGAAAUGUGAAGAAACCCAUUAACUGAUUGAAGGGAAGUGUGUCAAUAAAGAUGAUUGGUUCAUAUUGGCCAAAGAGUUCAAUGAACCAUCCAGUUUUAAAAAGAGUAGAGAAUGGUAGAUAGAUAAUAUCGAUCCCAUCUAAGCUGAAGUUGAAACCUCCCCUAUUACACAGUGUGGCAAGGACGUCAACAUUUUUGGAGGUUACAAAAUAUUGGCUAAGGUAAAUAAUUAUUACUAUAUGUUUUCAGAAAGCUCAAGUUUCAAAAGUGUAUACCAACAUUCCUCCACAUCAUUUUUUGAGAUUAAGAAUCACCAUGUACAAAAUUGACAGAUGGGAUGGAGAAGAGUUGGUUAUUCUAGGAGAUGAUAAAUAAAUUUGGAGUCAACUUUUAGGGUGGAAUGACCCUGGAUAAUCCAACAUUUGUGGUGACCCUAAAAGUCCAUGGAAGGAAAGAAUUAUGUUUAUCGAUUAAGUGAUUGAGCACAGUAGGGAUGAGUUUAAAUUAUCCAUUACAUCAACCUUAUAGGUAACUGCAGACAUUGCUUCCUGGGGGUUUAGAGAUGUAAUGUUACUUUACUCCCCCAUUAAGGAAUGUAUUACUGUCUUUAGUGAAUGCAAUUAUUAAGGAGAACAAGGGUAGAUUUGUGAGAAUGUUGAGGAGUUAAACAAGGUACACAUUCAUUAUUUUAUGGAUAGUUUGAUUUCCAUAUAAAGUCUAUGCAGAUACCUGAAGGAUUGAAAUUUGUUGGCUUCAAGAAUGCUCAAUUCAAGGGAGACAGAGUUGAAUACACAACCAAUUAGAAAUGUCUUGACGAUAUUCAAUAUUCAUUCAUCUAAAGAUUAUGA
Paramecium octaurelia is the source of this 2085-nucleotide messenger RNA. The record is from the annotation of a GenBank genome assembly. NCBI's taxonomy places the organism in Eukaryota, Ciliophora, Oligohymenophorea, Peniculida, Parameciidae.